Messenger RNA from Aegilops tauschii subsp. strangulata, 357 nucleotides. Its product is annotated as ethylene-responsive transcription factor ERF105-like. Gene Ontology annotation, molecular function: DNA binding; DNA-binding transcription factor activity. Lineage: Eukaryota; Viridiplantae; Streptophyta; Magnoliopsida; Poales; Poaceae. The record is from RefSeq and is a predicted model, not a curated record. Gene Ontology annotation, biological process: regulation of DNA-templated transcription.
AUGGCGCCGAAGGGCAAGUCAGGCUUCUUCGGUGUGAGGCGGAAGCCCUCCGGCAACUGGUGUGUGGAGUUCUCCGACGCCGGAAGGCGUUGGUGGAUCGGCACGUACCCCUCCGCCCACGAGGCCGCGCAUGCCUAUGACAUGGUGGUGUGGCGUGCCGAGAGGCCUUGGUCGCACCUCAACUUUCCAGAGAUCGAGAGUCGGGCGGAAGAGGAGAUGCUUGUGCCGCAGGGCAUCAACAUGAAGGAGAUCACGACGACGAAGAAGAAGAAGAAGCCGUCGGUUGUCCUCAGUGUUGGCGAGACCGAUGAGGAGGCGAUGGCGAGGCCGAAUGUAUCUAGAGAAAAUCUAAAUUGA